UUCUUCUCACUCUUGUAAAGCUUCUGGUAUGGGGGCAGCUCACGAUCUCUCUCUCUCUCUCUAUCCAAAUCUUUGCCUUGAAUUUAUCUGAUCCAUUAUAAUCUGUGGAUAACGAAUGACGAAGAACCCUUGUCCUCCUCUGAUCCAUCAUUGCUGAUAGGUGAUUUUAGCAAAGAAGAAGAAGAAUGGCGAUGCUAGUUGAUCCUCCAAAUGGGAUUAGACAAGAAGGGAAACAUUACUACACGAUGUGGCAAACAUUAUUCGAAAUCGACACUAAGUAUGUUCCGAUCAAACCAAUUGGAAGAGGAGCUUAUGGUGUGGUUUGUUCUUCGAUCAACAUAGAGACCAAUGAGAGAGUUGCCAUUAAAAAGAUCCACAAUGUCUUUGAGAAUCGCAUUGAUGCCUUGAGAACAUUGAGAGAGCUCAAGCUUCUAAGGCAUGUGAGACACGAAAACGUUAUAUCUCUUAAGGAUGUUAUGUUGCCUCCUCAUAGGUAUAGCUUCAAAGAUGUUUACUUGGUCUAUGAGCUUAUGGAUUCUGAUUUGAAUCAGAUCAUCAAAUCCUCUCAGUCUCUUUCCGAUGACCACUGCAAGUACUUCUUGUUUCAGUUGCUAAAAGGGUUGAAGUAUCUUCACUCAGCUAACAUCCUUCACCGGGAUUUGAAGCCUGGGAAUCUCCUAGUGAAUUCAAAUUGUGACCUAAAGAUUUGUGAUUUUGGGCUUGCGAGAACAAGCCGAGCAUUGAUGACAGAGUAUGUGGUCACACGUUGGUACCGAGCACCAGAGCUUCUUCUUUGCUGUGACAACUACGGAACCUCCAUUGAUGUUUGGUCGGUGGGAUGCAUAUUCGCAGAGAUCCUUGGAAGAAAACCGAUAUUCCCGGGAACGGAGUGCCUCAACCAGCUAAAGCUCAUCAUAAAUGUUGUUGGUAGCCAACAAGACUGGGAUCUCCAGUUCAUAGAUAACAAGAAAGCUAGGAGAUUUGUAAAGUCUCUUCCUUUCUCAAAGGGUACUCACUUGUCUAGGAUUUACCCGCACGCAAAUCCUCUAGCUGUAGAUUUGUUACAGAGGAUGCUAGUGUUUGAUCCAACCAAGAGGAUCUCGGUCAGCGAUGCGCUUUCACAUCCUUACAUGGCGGGGCUGUUGGAACCUGAAUGCAAUCCAAGGGAAAAUGUUCCGGUGAGCUUGGAUAUUGAUGAGAAUAUGGAAGAAAGCAUGAUCAGAGAGAUGAUGUGGGAAGAGAUGCUUUAUUAUCUUCCCCAAGCUAAAAAUUAUGAUUUCAUGAAAAAUAGAGCAAAGUAAAACCAUCUCGUUUAUAAUUCUUAGUUUGUCGUGAGUUACUGAGUUUCUGUAUUCGUCUUCCAUGUGUUUUUCUUUGUGUGGAAUGUUAUGGAUAUCAAACGACCAAAGUGUUUCUACGACCA
Capsella rubella is the source of this 1423-nucleotide messenger RNA. RefSeq names its product mitogen-activated protein kinase 14. Lineage: Eukaryota; Viridiplantae; Streptophyta; Magnoliopsida; Brassicales; Brassicaceae. Gene Ontology annotation, molecular function: MAP kinase activity; ATP binding. Gene Ontology annotation, cellular component: nucleus; cytoplasm. The transcript has 3 exons. The record is from RefSeq and is a predicted model, not a curated record. Gene Ontology annotation, biological process: intracellular signal transduction; protein phosphorylation. The coding region runs from base 186 to 1301 and encodes 371 amino acids.